Python bivittatus (Burmese python) is the source of this 483-nucleotide messenger RNA. NCBI's taxonomy places the organism in Eukaryota, Metazoa, Chordata, Lepidosauria, Squamata, Pythonidae. The record is from RefSeq and is a predicted model, not a curated record.
UAAAUCGGUAGGGGACAACAAUUGGGAAUAUAAAGCUGGGGACACAGCAGGAAUACCUCUUCACAGAAUUUCUGGAUCGUAUUGACGAAGAGCCUGGACAUCAUGAAGUGGCUGAUUCUGGUACUGAUUUAUCUCCACCUGUCAGAAGAAGUGGAGCGAAUCGUUCUGAAGAAAGGGAAAUCCCUUCGGGAGAUCCUGAAAGAAAAAGGGAUGCUGGAGGAAUUCAUGAAGAAAUACCAUGUUGACCCUGGUCUGAAAUACCGCCCCAACGAAUUCCAUGUUGUUUAUGAAUCAAUGACCAGUUACAUGAGUAAUUUCUACAUUGGAGAGAUCAGUAUUGGGACUCCACCACAGGAUUUCCUGGUUGCAAUGGAUACCGGGUCUUCUAAUCUCUGGGUACCAUCAGUGUACUGUAACACUGCAGCCUGUGGUGAGUGCGUCUCUGGCCAAUGGGGGUUUUUGUUAUAGUGAGCUGAUUCACUG